AAGACGAAGAAGAAGACGACGGAUCAGGAAACAAUAACACCUUCGCUCACUGUUUCACAGACAAUCCCUAUAUUUAAGACUAAUAGCUUAUCUCCAUUUUUAAACCGAUUAAGAAAACGUCAUCACCACUAAAUGUUUAGAAACCUCUUCAAUAAUGGCUCAGCAGCGAGGAGUGAACAGCUUGCAGUUCAACCAGGAUCAGAGUUGUUUCUGCUGUGCAAUGGAAACGGGAGUUCGGAUUUUCAAUGUGGAACCCCUAAUGGAAAAAGGACACCUCGACCGUGAACAGGUUGGCAGCAUUGCUCACUGCUCUAUGCUUCAUCGUUCAAACCUCUUGGCUGUUGUGGGUGGUGGUGUUAGUCCACGGUUUUCAGAGAUAUCUGUGUUAAUCUGGGAUGAUACUCGGGAUGUGCGAGAGACCAAAGAUAAAUUCGUCCUAGAGUUCACAUUCACCAAGCCAGUUCUGGCUGUGUGCAUGAGGCAUGACAAAAUCAUUAUUAUCUUGAAGAACAGGAUAUAUGUAUAUAGUUUCCCAGACAACCCUGUGAAGUUGUUUGAAUUCGACACGCGUGACAAUCCAAAAGGUCUGUGUGACAUUAGUCCCAGUUUAGAGAAGCAGUUGUUGGUUUUCCCUGGACACAAAUGUGGCAGUUUACAGCUGGUGGACCUUUCUAACACGAAACCUGGAACGUCGUCUGCCCCAUUCACUAUUAAUGCUCAUCAGAGUGAAAUCGCUUGCUUGGCUCUGAACCAGCCUGGCACUGUGGUAGCCUCUGCCUCCCGGAAGGGUACCUUGAUCCGUCUGUUUGACACCUCUACACGCGACAAGCUUGUGGAACUGCGCAGAGGAACAGAUCCUGCCACUUUAUACUGCAUCAACUUCAGCCAUGACUCCUCCUUCCUGUGUGCGUCCAGUGACAAGGGCACGGUUCACAUUUUUGCCCUUAAGGACACCAAACUCAAUCGGCGUUCGGCCUUGGCUCGUGUGGGAAAGGUGGGUCCAGUUAUUGGGCAGUAUGUGGACAGUCAGUGGUCUCUGGCCAGUUUUACUGUGCCAGCUGAGUGUGCUUGCAUCUGUGCCUUUGGAAAGAACACCUCCAAAAAUGUCAACUCUGUCAUUGCUAUAUGUGUUGAUGGGACAUUCCAUAAAUAUGUCUUUACACCUGAUGGAAAUUGUAAUCGGGAGGCUUUUGAUGUGUAUCUUGACAUCUGUGAUGAUGAUGAUUUCUAGUGCUGAUGUCAACCAGUGUUGCUAAUUAUGUUCUAAUGUAGUUUUGUAUAUAUAAAACUCUGUGUAGUGUAAUGCUGUAUAUGCAUGAAUUGUUUGAAUUAUGAAUGUUAAUACACGGUAUAGUCUAAUUUAUAUAAUGUCAUUUGUGUAGUGUUUGCAGAGUGAAUAAAAUGGUUUCUAAAUA
Electrophorus electricus (electric eel) is the source of this 1415-nucleotide messenger RNA. It is a transcript of the gene wdr45, whose product is annotated as WD repeat domain 45. Lineage: Eukaryota; Metazoa; Chordata; Actinopteri; Gymnotiformes; Gymnotidae. The record is from RefSeq and is a predicted model, not a curated record. Gene Ontology annotation, molecular function: protein binding.